CAAUAAAAAUCAUUUUUUUCGGUGCCGGCACCAAAAAACAAUAAAUUGCAGUAAUUUUUAAAGUGAACUAUCAAAUAUGUUAACUGUAGAAUGUAAAAUUAGACCAUAAUAAAAAAUGCUUUUGUGUAGCGUAAAAAUGUUCGCAAUUUAUGGUAGAUGUACUAAAAAAUAAAACGGGAAUGUACAUUAAUUGCUACAUUAGACAGUUGUCUUUUAAGAAUGAUUUAAUUAGUGAUCGAUUUUGUUUUUAAACAAUGAAUUUAAUGCGCAAAUUGCGUGGGGCGUCCGCCUCAUCAUCGGCGGAGGCUGCGGAAUCGUCCAGCUCAUCUCACGUCCAGCUUGGGUUAAUGCAUCUUAAGAAGCUGUUUGCGGAAUAUACCCAUCCACCACAGCCAUUGACAGAACCAGAAAAGGAUGAUAAAUUGUAUAAUAUGCUACCACUUUUCUGUAAGGUUUUUGGUACAAGUCCAUCUAGUGAUAUGAAUGAAAAAUUUUGGGACAUCCUAUCUUUUUGUCAACAAGUGUCAAAGCUUAUGGUGGCUGAAAUAAGAAAAAGAGCCAGCAAUCAAAGCACAGAGGCAGCUAGUUGUGCUAUUGCAAAAUUCUUGGAAAUAGAGAAUUCUGAGGAGUCAAGCAAUGGAUGGAUGUUAUUAUCCACUUUGAAUCUCUUAGCAGCUGGUGACCAAUCUUUAAUACAGGUCAUGACUACUGCAGCUAUACCUUCAACUUUAGUAAAAUGUCUGUAUCUAUUUUUUGAUCUACCGGAAAUACCUGAAUCUGAAGCAGAUGUCCAGGAUGGAAAUAGUGAAUUUACACCAAGGGAAAGAAGGAUUCUUUUACAGAAGAUUUUUGUUCAAGUUCUAGUCAGACUAUGCAGUCACCCCUUUCCUUGUGAAGAAUUGGCGAGGAAGGAUGACCUAAGUUUACUAUUCUCUGCCAUCACAUCUUGGUGCGCCCCACAUAAUAUGAUGUGGAGGAAGUCAGCAGCUGAAGUUUUGAUGACGUUAUCCCGACAUGGCUUGACCCAAUCUGUUGUCCAAUAUAUUCACAAUAAGGGAUGUGUGGGACUCUGCAUUGAAAAUAUGCAAAAGAUUCCAGAGUUAACACCACUAGAGGUUGUGGAAAUGUUUGUGGCAGUAUUUUGCUUCUUGAAAGAUUCCAGUGAAGUUAGUCAAUUAUUGUUGGAUGACUUUCGCACAUGCCAAGGAUACCUAUUUCUGUCUGAAUUUUUACUCAAACAUGAGAAACAAGAUGUGCCCGAUUAUUUGACAUCAGGGCUAGAGGAAGAUCGAGUAAGUGGCACUGAAGCUCGUGCAGCCUUAAGGAACUUGGUGCUUAUGAUAUCUUCGCUAUGUGCUUGCGGUUUUUCGGAGUUACGGCCUACUAGAGCGAAUACGGAACUCUUUCAACUGCAGGGAUUCGUUCUCCCGCAACCGUCUACGCCCGGACAAGCUGUCAGAAAUGUACAAGCAUUUCAGGUGUUACAGUCAGUAUUCAUGAAGUCAACAUCGCCAGCCCUCUGUUGCACCAUACUCGACGCUAUAUCCAGUGUGUACCACGCGGACAAUGCAAACUAUUUCAUACUCGAAAAUCAAAACACACUCAGUCAAUUCUCGGAGAGGAUUCACAUGAAAAACUCUGAAAUACAAGAGAAGUUCUUUGAAUUGCUAGAGUUUAUCGUUUUUCAACUUAACUUUGUGCCUUGCAAGGAAUUGAUAUCGCUCUCUUUAUUAUUGAAAGCGAACAAGUCUAAGAGCUGCAGUAUUUUAUGUAUGAAGACACUGUUGAAUAUAUUGAAUAGUGGCAAGCUGGAUGGUAAUAGUUCUUCAUCUCAAGAUGGCGCAGGACACAACGCGAUUUUCAAAGAUGUCUUUCGAGAAGUUGGUAUGCUUGAGGUAUUCGUUACUUGCUUGUCCCGUUACGCGGUAUUUCUGAAAGAUAAACAGCUUGAAGAGGAAAGUAGCAUAAAGGAAGGUGACAAAACUGAUAAUGAUGCCCCAAAACCUCCAGAAAGAAAAAAGCGACAAUCAAGACAGAAUUCACUGAUAAAAGACCCUAAUUCAGAUGUUGAAGAAGAAGAGUUGGGCGGUUUAGUAAUGGAGAGCUUGACAGCAUUGUUGAAUGGGAACGUGAAUAAUUGCAAUGUGUUUAGGGACUGUGGGGGGGCAAAGUGCGUGCAUGGGAUGGUUGUACAUGAGUCGUGCAGGAAUAAAGCCCUGGGUGUUGUACGAGAGUUGAUAGUGAGUGGGUCAGGCGAGGAGGAUAUGUCCGCGCUUCUAUGUGGAAUGCACGCAGCACCGAACGAUGCUCUGAAACUAAAACUGCACAUUUUGAAAGCUCUGCUUGUUUGCCUUCGGGACUCGCAUCGGACGAGAACAAUAUUUAGAAAGGUUAGCGGAUUCGUAUACGUCACAAGCGUACUUGUAUCCCUUGAAGGAAAGCUGCAAGGCGAUGAACCGAUGGACCGCGAUAUGUUGCAGCUGAUACAUAUUGUUUUCUACACAAUAAGUACUGCUAUGAGAUUUGAACCGGCCAAUGCUAAAUUUUUUCAUCACGAGAUCUGUAUGACAACGCUAUAUGAAACAAUACGAUUACUGGGCUGUUUCACCAAAGACAUUGAGUUGCAAAACGACACGGAACCUGGUAAUCCGGAACUUUAUGAGGUUUUUCACGAAAUUUUUACCGGAAAUAUAUUGGAAACUACAUUUCCCGAAAGAGUGCCCGCUGUGUUCGUACACGCAUGUAUCGUAUUAAGGCUAUUGUAUGACGUGGCGUUGGAUUCGUUCGAUAAGCCAACGUUUUGCGGGUCGCUUGAUGUAAAAUCACCUAGUUUAACACGACAAAGUUCAGCGAUUAACGAGGUAAAACCCGCGGGCCGCGCAACUCCUCUCAAUCUCUCAACGGGAAAUAACAGUGGCGAAGCGUGGGUCGUACAUUCUGGUGUUGUCAUAGUGCUAGCGAAAUUACUGCCCGCAUUACCACGGCCUCCCGAACACGAGGACUAUGCUCGCGCCAUUCGGGACUACCUUGCACAUGUGCUCAAAAGUCUCGUUAGAAGUGAACGCAACCAGCAAGUGAUGUGCGGUGCGGGUUUGGCAGGCGUGGUAUUGCGUGUAUGCGGCGCGGCGUUGCGCGCUGAAAAACAUCCGUUGCACGCACCCGCAAUGUACGUUCUAGAACGUUUGGCCGCGCAUGCGCUUCGACCUACGGAACUCAGGGAAUUCUUAAGAAUGGGAAAUCCUUUGAACUGCUUAGCUCCGGAGCCUGGACAAGUCUGGCAGCCUGGUGGGCCAGUUCCUCUCACACGAAUAAAAACAUUAGUCUCCAUGACAACGCCAAGAGAUUACAGGUCUCAAAACUCGUGUACACAACCACCGUUCGUAGAGUUUGAUAUGUCAGCAGAAGGGUUUGGUUGCCUCUAUUUACCAAGCAUAGCACCUCAGUCUGCAAAUCUAAAUGCUCUCGGUACUCAAGAUACCACUACGCUCGGUGGAAUUGGCUCAGGAGAUAGAGUUUUCCCACCCCAAACGGGCUUAACGUAUUCAACUUGGAUUUGCGUGGAAAAGUAUUCGGAUCCUAGGACCGACCCACAUUGCGUUCGGUUGUUGACUUUAGUAAGGAACAUUAACAACAGUCGAGACGAACACCUUGUAUGCCUCACUGUGGUCCUGUCUGCGAGGGACAAGGCCAUUAUUGUAUCAACACAGGAAACUUUGGUCCCACAUAAUGUUGGCGAAUGGGAACCAGACGGUGGCGGCGAAUGUGGAGCGCGGGUUUGGUGUCCUGACUUGCAGCACGAAGGGCAAUGGCACCACCUUGCUUUGCUCUUCAACCGUGCGGUGCUCAAGAACUCUUCGUUCUCACUAUACCUCGACGGUCAGCACAUGCAUUCGGGAAAAUUACAUUACGUAAGCGCGAACCCCGGUGGCGGUGCUGCGACUUUAUCAGGCGCGUCUAGCGUUUACUGCGUUAUUGGGACUCCUCCGCAAUGGCGUCGAUAUUCGCGUCUUGUUUGGCGACAAGGCCCUGCGCUUCUUCUAGAGGACGUCCUAUCCGCUCAAACAAUCUCAAUAAUGUACCAGCUCGGACCUCAUUAUGUUGGCACAUUACAAGCUCCAUUGCCUCCGGGCCAGAGCCAAGAGCGUCUACCACCGUUAAUCGCAGAAGAAAAAGUUGUGUUCGGAAUAAACGCACGCGCUUUGUCGCAACUCACACUUGCUAAAAUACGAAAAGUGUAUAGUAAAAACGACAACAAAGCGAUAGCGAAGCAACUGGGUAUGUCCUCCCAUGAGAACGCGACUCCCAUAAGAAUAUUGCACAAUUCAGCUGGCCAUUUGAUGGGUCCGGCGAGAUGUUUAGGGGGCACGGUCGUUGGUUAUUUAGGAGUUAGAGUGUUCUGCCCUAAGCCAGCAGCCAUUAUGAUUGAUACAGUAGGAGGCUGUUCAGUUUUGCUGGGUCUGAUAGCAAUGGCCCAAGAUGUAGAAUGUUUAUAUGCAGGCGUUAAAGCUCUUGUAUGUGUAGUGCGGUCGAACAAAGCGGCACAAGCUGAGAUGGACCGCCGGAAAGGAUACCAAACACUGGCUAUGUUAUUGAAGCGAAAAAAACAAUUGCUCAAUUCCCACAUAUUGCAUUUAAUAUUUGGUCUAGUUGGAACUGUUGAUAGUCAAAAGGAGACCUCGUCUAUACCAAAUCUUACGGCAUUCCAGGACCUAAUCUGCGAAUUAGAAGUAUGGAUAGGCGCACCAGGUGGACUGAUAAAAUCUCUUUUAGAACAUUUACUGGAAUUAGCGACAGAAACCGCUCACAGAACGCACAAUCUACGCACAAUGAGGGAGUUGCAAUUAGUGCCAAAACUCCUUUAUAUAGUCAAUGAUGUAAAAGUUCCAAGCACAAAGAUCGUUCUUAUACGUCUUCUAUCCACGUUACUAGGGGGCCCUCCAAGACCAAGUGACUUACUAUGCUUAGGCCAGUUUUUGGCAUUUACACUGCCUUUACCUUCGCAAUCCGAAAAAGGAAUGGUUGUACUCGAAGAGUUUGAAAACGAAUGCGAAGGCGAGCAUAUUAUAUUGCGGAAUAAAUGCCUGUCAAUUUUAUAUUACCUUUUAUUUGCCACUACUAAUUUGGAAAACACUCAUGUUUCUGAGGAAGUAUCGAGGGUGCUAGGGCUGGAUUGGCUGCUCAGUUUCAUGCAGGAAAAUGUUCAUCACACCACAGUAUUGUUGGCUUGGAAAAUUUUAGUGAUACUAUGUUCCGGACAAGGACAGCAGUCACCAAUAAUGCAGAGAUUUCGAGAGGGUGUGGGCAACGGCGGUUGGUUGCGACACACUGAGCUGGUAGCGUCGCAACAAGCAGGCGUAGUUCUUACGGCGGCUGUACAUUCGCACUCGCACCUCCAUACACAACUUCUAUACACCUCUGGGUUUACUUUGCUAGCAUGGCUGUCACUCUCUCACCUCCAAAUACCAGAACUAUAUUACUUACUUUUUGGACUAGCGCUCGGGCAACCGAUGCGUUACGUUGCUUGUGACAAGGUUAUCUCAGUGGAUCGAGUAUGGGCCGCUGCUUGGGGUGGUACAGCUCCUUCCAGACAAUCAUCCGCCGCAAUGGCAGCGAAAAUUACUUUAUGCCCCGAAGCCGUCGUAAUCUUACUCGCUUGUGUGCGGGCUUUAAUACACGCGGAUACCGGGGCUCUCCCGGAAUGGCUGAAUGAACAUCCGGUCGCUAUUGUACAGGUAUUAUUUUCCUUCUACAAUACGCUGUCUGAUUUCGUGACGUUAAUGAUGAGUGCUGAAGUUUUGACAGCAUUGGCAUCGACGCUGUUUCCUCCGAAAACAUCAAACGAUAUUCACAUGCCGAUAUGUGAAAGCGGUGACAGUUCUGGAGCAUCCACACCGGGGUCCGAAAAGGAAGUAGUUAUAAUCGGUAGUUCUGGCUCGCUCACACAGCACCCGGCCCGUCAAGCAGUAAUGGAUUUCCUUCGGGUUAUCGUUCUUGAUUCCCUUCCACUAAAUGUCACUGCAAAAGCAUCACCAAGCGCCGUCCCCACUGACUCAGUGCCACCGUCAAUGUUUUGUUCUCCCUGCGCUACAAGAUCAUACUUUUAUUGCGUAAUAGAUCUAGUCCUCGACGCAUCCCCAGCAAAUUCAAAUAGUCAACAACAGAUAGAAUAUCAAACAGAAGUUCUAACAAGUAUAAUGGAAAAUUUGUUAAAUACUGAACUAUUUGGUUCGGAGUCAAAUAUCUCCAACGUUUGUUACUUGGCAGCUCGUCUUGUGGAUAAAUUGUGGCAGGGACAACUAUCGAGGGAUCCGCACGAGGUAUUUGACUUUUUAGUCAAACUAUUAACACAAGCCAAGAAAAAAUCAUCGGUGAUAUCUCUGGAGGGCUUGCACCACUGUCUCAACCGAACGAUAUUGUUUUUGCUUUCCCGAUCUACUGAUUCUAUCGCAGACCAAAUGUCCGUUCUGGAAGCGUUGCACAAGCUCACUACUAACAGGUUAUUAAUAUUCGGCGCAGGCAAUCAUGAAUUGGAAUUUGUUGGAUGUCUGACGUAUUGCUUGCUGCAAUUGAGCGCGAAUAUGAAGAUUGCCCUUGAUUCGCACAUGCGCACUACAUGGCAUGUCAAUCCGAGUGGAGAUCUCGAAUCGAGAGACGAUAAACUAACAGCGCAUCAAGGUCGGAAUUUAAUGGCCGGUGCUGCAAGACGUGUAUGGGAAGAGUUAUAUGCCUGCAAGAAACCCGCUAUUGAAGAGGUUUUUAAGAUGACUCUAAUACCGACCACUGCCAACGCGAGAGCGCCUGAUUUAACAGCUGUACGCGAGCAGCUCAAUGAAAGCGCCCAUAAGUUGUGGAUCAACUACAUUGAUAUAGAGAGAAAGGCGGUAUAUCGAGUACCAUGGGAGCUUCACAAUCAAAUUCAAUCGAAGAUACAGAAAGUGACGGGUGGUCUGACUCGACUUGCCUCCCGGACUAAAGUGAAGAAGGAGGACGCCGCAAAACAGCGGCCCCAUCCGCCGCGGGAACACGCACUUGCGUACAUGCAAGAUCACGUACAGCUAGUUAGACAAGCGUGGGGAGUGCAACUGGCAGCGGCAAGUAACACAAGCGCACAUACCACGCGUUACGUCCAAGCCGAGUGGAGCGGUGCAUGGCGGGAACUGACCCGCGAAAGGGGCCUUUGGGGCCCUACCCGGCCAUCGCCCCUUGACAAGUGGGCCCUACACUGUACUGAGGGACCCUGCCGUAUGCGCAAGCAACUGCGACGCAAUUAUGCGUUCUAUACGCAUUACCCAUACCGACCGGAACUUGAACGCGCCGAUAAUAAACAAUUAAAAUACAAAGUGGCACAGAGUUGUGACAGCAAAGAGUACUACAGAGUAUACCAGCAAUGGCGCAAUUCGAUCAAUUUAGGAGAAGCCGAUAGUAUUGAGACGUCGGAAAUAGCUAGUUACGAGGAAGAAAUACCUAGCAAUAAAGAUUUAUCAAUCGAUGUCAGCAAUGAAUCUGGUUCGCCUUCAGACCUCGUUAGCAGCGGAGUCGUAAGCCGAGGUACAAAUCUGUCCGCCGAAGCUAACGAAGAUGGUCCAGAUGUCGAGGAUGACGAUGAACAGCAAUCACCCCCACCUGAUAAUCAAACUCUUCUUCGGUUACUUGAGCACCACGAAAAGAUCUCUCACAUGUUCCGUUGCGCCCGAAUCCAAGGCCUCGAUACAACUGAAGGUCUCUUAUUAUUCGGGCGUGAACAUUGUUACGUUAUAGAUGGGUUCACACUGCUCAAGAACAGAGAAAUUCGCGAUUUGGACAGCUGUCCUGACGACUAUGAACCUAUAUUACCCAGUCAAGGAAUACAAAAGAGCAACCAAAGACAAUGCUCCAAAUUUUUGUACGAGGACAUCAGGGAAGUUCAUAAAAGGAGAUAUUUAUUGCAACCCAUAGCUUUGGAGGUGUUUUCCAGCGAUGGUCGAAAUUAUUUGUUGGCAUUCCCUAGAAAAGUGCGAAAUAAGGUAUACUGUAGAUUUACAGCGCUCGCAACGGGCAUGGCAGAUAGCGCAGCGGGUUCCGUGGCGGGGCAGAAGCGUGGCGUUGCUGUGGAGCAACCAGCUGGACUGUUGGCAACACUGAUUGGAGACACAUCCGUAACGCAACGGUGGCUGAGAGGUGAAAUAUCAAAUUUCCAAUACUUGAUGCAUCUUAACACACUGGCUGGUCGCUCGUACAAUGAUCUCAUGCAAUACCCAGUUUUUCCCUGGAUUCUCGCGGAUUAUGACUCUUUAGAAUUGGAUCUGACACAUCCAUCAACGUUUCGGGAUUUAGCGAAACCCAUGGGAGCGCAAAGUCCGGAUAGGUUAGAGCAGUUUAGGAAACGAUAUAAGGAAUGGGAUGAUCCACACGGUGAAACUCCCCCAUAUCAUUACGGCACUCACUAUUCAUCUGCAAUGAUCGUUUGCUCUUAUCUCGUCCGGAUGGAACCAUUUACGCAACACUUCCUAAGACUGCAGGGAGGACAUUUUGAUUUAGCAGAUAGAAUGUUUCACUCUAUCAAAGAGGCGUGGAAUUCGGCGUCACGACACAAUAUGGCCGACGUCAAGGAAUUGAUACCAGAGUUCUUUUACUUACCUGAGUUGUUGGAGAAUUCUAACAAUUUCGAUUUGGGUUGCAAGCAAUCGGGAGUAGCUUUGGGCGAUGUCGUGCUUCCACCUUGGGCAAAAGGUGAUCCCCGUGAGUUCAUUCGAUUGCAUCGCGCUGCGUUAGAAUCUGACUUUGUAUCGCACAGAUUGCACCACUGGAUUGACCUUGUAUUUGGGUACAAGCAGCAAGGUCAAGCGGCUGUGGAAGCCUGCAAUGUCUUCCACCACCUCUUUUACGAAGGGAACGUCGAUAUAUACAACAUUGACGACCCCUUAAAGAAGAACGCGACCAUAGGCUUCAUUAACAACUUCGGCCAAAUACCCAAACAAUUAUUCAAGAAAGCUCAUCCUAGUAAGAAAAUGUCGCAACGAAGUUCGACAAUUUUGGAUCCCAACAAUAUAAUACCAUCACAAGGAAUAACACCUCCAGAAAAGUUGUUCUUCCACAACUUGGAAAAUUUGAGGCCUUCAUUGCAACCAGUUAAAGAAGUCAAAGGUCCAGUCGGUCAAAUUCUGUACACCGACAAAGCAAUACUAGCCGUAGAGCAAAACAAAGUGUUGAUGCCCCCAACAUACAACAAGUAUGUGGCGUGGGGCUUUGCCGACCACUCGUUACGGAUUGGCAAUUACGAUAACGAUAAAGCUAUAUUCGUCUGCGAGACAGUCGCGCAGGCUUGUGGUGAGAUAGUCGCAUGCGUUUGUCUUUCAGAUAAGACUAUAGUUACGGCUGGGACGAGUUCGGUGGUGACAGUAUGGCAAUACUGGGCACGGCGACGUCGAUUGGUUGUGAAGACUUGCUUGUACGGCCAUGAGGAAGCAGUAACAUGUUUAGCUGCUAGUGCCGCUUAUAACCUUGUUGUUAGCGGCAGCCGAGAUGGGCAGCUUAUUGUGUGGGACGUGGAGCGUGGAACUUUUGUACGGCAGCUAAUUCCGCCUGCGAUACGCUCUCCGCCCCCCGUUUCUGCGUUAGCCAUCGACGAACUUACUGGCGACAUAGCGACGUGCAGCGGCAGUUGGCUUCACGUUUGGUCUAUCAACGGCACGCUCCUGGGCGCCGUGGACACUGGUGGCGAGCGAGCCCCUCAAGUCUUGUGUGUAGCCUUCAGUCAAACGCGCGAGUGGGAUCCGCUGAAUGUCGUCAUCACCGGCUCUACCGAUGGUGUUGUUAGGAUGUGGUCUAUAGAUUACAUAGCAAAAACUGUAGAAGACGAAGAAAAAAGUGUUGAUGUGGAUAGUAUAGAACAAGCUUCAAGUUCUAUUGAUACGGAAAAACUAAAUUACGUGCAAAAACUCUCCAUACAAGACAGCGAGGAGGCAAGGUCUGAGAGUGAGGUAAAAUCUGAGAGUGAUAUAAAGACUGAAAAUAUUGAGCCAUGUGAAAGGGAGGCAGCUAUUAAAAGAGUGGAGGAGUUAGUUAAGCAAAUGAGUUUAUCACAGGAAAAUGGAGGCAAUCUCACAAAAUCGGCAUCAGAAAGUUCUCUCUCGGACAUUGGAGAAACAACAAGCGCUAAAGAAUCAGCGCGUCGACACGACGAAAAAGAUACUUGCAGUGACAAUGAAGAGCCGCAUUACGAACGCAAGGAGGAGGUCGACUCCUGCGAGGAAUCCAAAGAGGAAUACGACAAUGAAAAAGACUUGGAAGGGGAGAAAGAGAUCAUGGCGCAAAGAAGCAAACUGCAGAAGCAAGGAAACGUUGUGCUGCGACGCAAGUCGAAAGGCAAUACUUUAUAUCGUAAAAGUGGUGGCAGCAUAGGCGAUUCCAGCGAAACGAGUUCAGUGGAAGCUGUUCAAUCCAUGGAGGUGCCAGAGAGCAAUCUGCGACCGAGCAAAUCUGAUACAAGCCUUACUGAUUCCUUCGUAGUACUUUCUGCACCGUCUUCUCCGGCACCUCAACAUCGAGCACCCGUAAAAGACACAUCAUAUCCGGAUACAGGAAUAACUUGGGUGCGCCGCCUAGUCCUACGCGGAAAAUUAACUAUGCAUACAGCGUAUGAGAGGCGGGACAACGCCUGUCCUGCGUCGGUCACCGCAGUAGCCGCUGCCAAAAGCGGCAGGGGGCUAGCCGUGGGUGAUGCAAGAGGACGGAUUUUCCGCUGGUCCGCCCCGGACAUGACGAGCGCUGCCGGGGCGAAGGGUGGACCGGCUGACCAUUGGAUACGGGAUGAUACGGCACCAUUUUGCACGCAGUGCCAAGUACGAUUCACGGCGCUCGAGCGUCGCCACCAUUGCCGCGAGUGCGGUGCCGUGUUCUGCGGCCGCUGUUCUCGCUACGAGGCGCCCGUGCGGCGCCUGCGUGCUCUGCGACCCGUGCGCGUGUGCCAACGCUGCCACGACCACAUUCACGCAGGCAACGACUAAGUUAUAGACACCCUAACUAAGCGACUAAGUUAGAUGUGACGAGCGUUCUGGACAGCGUGGAGAAAUGGCAAUAAAUAACAACAAGUUGGAUCAUCAUCAUCAUACUAUCCGAUGGACGCUGGAUAUCGUCUCCCCAAUUCUACAAUUUUGUACCGCUUGCGUUCUGCGUCUCCUGUGAUGUCAUACCUAUUUGGGCUUUGAUGCCAUUAGUCUACCCACUUUGGGUACUGGGAGUACCCAAAGUGGGUAGACUAAUACUACUACUACUACGCUAACGCUAAGUAUCCUAUCCUAUCCACCUUGGUACCCCAGCGUGUUCGGUUCUUUAAACUGCACCCCGAUGCUACUUCAGCUUGUUACUUUGUUAUAGUUUAACAAAGUAAUUUACCGGUAAUUUAUUUGCGGAUCUCCUCAUUUGAUCACUUAGGCAUACUACUAGCAAAGCUCUCCCCAUCGCCUUGGCACCACUUUACAUUAAGACAUUUAUUUUUUACAUUCGAGGUUGAGAUUUGUGGUUUAGGGCCAGUAAGAGAUCGUGCACUGUCUAGAAAAUUGGUAACGCACGUCUAUGAAACGUUUUCUGGGGUGGUUAUUUAAUCUGCUUUAUUUGUAGCGGGAAAAGUGAUUGCUUGACGGAUGAUUAAAACUUACC
This is a messenger RNA of Pararge aegeria (speckled wood butterfly), 11637 nucleotides long. RefSeq names its product WD repeat and FYVE domain-containing protein 3 (gene bchs). The record is from RefSeq and is a predicted model, not a curated record. Gene Ontology annotation, molecular function: metal ion binding; protein binding. The transcript has 56 exons. NCBI's taxonomy places the organism in Eukaryota, Metazoa, Arthropoda, Insecta, Lepidoptera, Nymphalidae. The coding region runs from base 255 to 10985 and encodes 3576 amino acids.